Carlito syrichta (Philippine tarsier) is the source of this 1476-nucleotide messenger RNA. RefSeq names its product ribosome biogenesis protein NSA2 homolog. Gene Ontology annotation, biological process: maturation of 5.8S rRNA; maturation of LSU-rRNA. Bases 1 to 1329 code for a protein of 442 amino acids. Gene Ontology annotation, cellular component: preribosome, large subunit precursor; nucleolus. The transcript has 8 exons. The record is from RefSeq and is a predicted model, not a curated record. NCBI's taxonomy places the organism in Eukaryota, Metazoa, Chordata, Mammalia, Primates, Tarsiidae.
AUGUACCAGCUCCUGGGAAGGCUGGGACUGCCCCCGACGGGAACGCCCGCGGCCGCGCUCCCGGCCAGACGUCCGUCACUUCCGCGCCAGCCCGGGCCGCUGAACGCGCGGCCACGCGGCGCUCGGGCACCAAACGGCCGCGGACACCUCGGGGGCGUCCUUGACCUCCAGGACUACGGACCGUUGUCCUUUUCUCUCCUGACAGCAGCCAAGGCCCAGGAACUUGACUUCUCGGCCCAGGAAACGUUCGCGCCUCUGCACCCUUCUCGGUCGGGCCCGCCCACCCACAGCGACGGAAGCGAGGCCGGGCCAAGUGCAAGGCCGAGCCUCGAGGCUGCCUCUGUCCGGCAGGCCCUCCUCCUGCCUCCGCAGGUUGCUGCCGAGUUCGCCAAGGGCAGCCUUCCCAAAGGCCGGAGAGCGAACGAGCUGCGGAGCCGGACUCGACCGCCCGGAGCUGACUGCGGAGUUCUUUCGCUCCGCGCCACCCGUCUGUUCCGUCGCCAAGCGGCGUCCCGCCCACCUUCCUGUGGCCGCUGCCACGUCCUCCCCCCACAAAAUGAGUAUAUUGAAUUACACCGUAAACGCCAUGGAUAUCGUUUGGAUUACCAUGAGAAAAAGAGAAAGAAGGAGAGUCGAGAGGCUCAUGAACGUUCAAAGAAGGCAAAGAAGAUGAUUGGUCUGAAGGCUAAGCUCUAUCAUAAGCAGCGCCAUGCUGAAAAAAUACAAAUGAAAAAGACUAUCAAGAUGCAUGAAAAGAGAAACACCAAGCAAAAGAAUGAUGAAAAGACUCCACAGGGAGCAGUGCCUGCCUAUCUGCUGGACAGAGAGGGGCAGUCCCGAGCUAAAGUACUGUCCAAUAUGAUUAAACAAAAACGAAAAGAGAAAGCGGGAAAAUGGGAAGUCCCUUUGCCUAAAGUUCGUGCCCAGGGAGAAACAGAAGUAUUAAAAGUUAUUCGAACGGGAAAAAGAAAGAAGAAGGCAUGGAAGAGGAUGGUUACUAAAGUUUGCUUUGUUGGAGAUGGCUUUACAAGAAAACCACCCAAAUAUGAAAGAUUCAUUAGGCCAAUGGGCUUACGUUUCAAGAAAGCCCAUGUAACGCAUCCUGAACUGAAAGCCACCUUUUGCCUGCCAAUACUUGGUGUAAAGAAGAAUCCCUCAUCUCCACUAUAUACAACUUUGGGUGUUAUUACCAAGGGGACUGUCAUUGAGGUCAAUGUGAGCGAGUUGGGCCUUGUGACACAAGGAGGCAAAGUCAUUUGGGGGAAAUAUGCCCAGGUGACCAACAAUCCUGAAAACGAUGGAUGCAUAAAUGCAGUCUUACUGGUUUGACAAAAGUUUCAUACAAGUAAACUCCUUAUAAUUAUUGACCACAUAUCAGUUGGGAAAACCACCUUUACUGUGAUGUUUCUUAAUACUACCAAAGAGCCUUACUUGUCUGCAGUCAAGAGAACUAUUUAUUAAAUUGUAAAAAAAAAA